AUGGAAUAUGAAAAUUUUAGUCGUCAUCUUCGAAAAAAAUAUUAUACACGUGUACAUAUUGCUGAACAAAUUAUUGAUCAACUUAAAUAUAAUAAUCAACAACAAAUAUCAAUGACAUCUGUACAUAAUAAAAAUAUGAUUAAAGCUCAACAAGAAAUAUCUUAUUUGAAUAAAUUUGAAUAUGAUAAACAAAAUUCGAAUGAAAAUAAUAAACAAUUAGAACCUUAUUUUAAUGAAUGUCUCUUAGCUGCAGAACGUAUUAAAAAUAAUCGACGUUCUGAUCGUGAUAGACAAAUUUGUUAUGAAAAUUUUAUUUUAGCACAAAAAUUAGAACGUAUUAAAACACAAUCUGGACAAAAUGCACGAAUAAAUUUAGAAAAAGAUUAUCAAAAUCAUUGUCGAUUAUUAAUAUCAAAAGCUAAUUGUAAUCAUAAUACAAAUAAAUUAAUUAACAAAAGAUUUACUACCAAACAAUUUUUAUUAUCAAACGAAAAAGGUUAA
This is a messenger RNA of Rotaria sordida, 501 nucleotides long. NCBI's taxonomy places the organism in Eukaryota, Metazoa, Rotifera, Eurotatoria, Philodinida, Philodinidae. The record is from the annotation of a GenBank genome assembly.